AAAGAACACAAUAAAAGUGACCACUGCACACAUCACGAUGACCGCGGGAAUGAUGAUGUAUAGGACAGAGGUUGAGAUUACUGGCCUGGUGGUGCUGACGAUAUCCCCUAUAGGAGGCUGCAGGUAGCAACGCGGUUUUGUUUUAUACACCAAACGCGUACAGUUACCACAGAGUAAGUAGAUACGGCAUAACAUGUGCCGGGAAAGAUUACGUCACAUUCAGAGUGAGGGCAUGUAAUGACGCUCACUUGGCACUGAUGACGUAUGACCGAGACAGUGGUCCGCUAUACGAGAUCGUCAUCGGGGGGUGGGGGAACGGAAAAUGCUGCAUACGUAAGGGUAAACAAGGGCACUGCUACCGGGAGUACAGCGGGCGGGUUCUCAGCUGCAGCUCUUAUAACUACUUCUGGGUCUCCUGGGGUGGAAACAGGAUCAGGCUGGGGAGGGGCACCACGUACGGUUCGAGCACUCUCAUGGAUUUCCCUGACUCCUCGUACAGAGUGAACUACCUGGCUGUCAGUACUGGAUGGGGUGCCACGGGAUAUUGGGAGUUCUCCAAUCCACCAGUUCAUGGUGGUUGGUCAUCGUGGGGCGGGUACGGCUCCUGCAGUAGAAAUUGCGGAAGCGGAACACAAUCCAGAAGUCGAAGUUGUACAAAUCCCAGACCCUCCAACGGAGGAAGAUCUUGUUCCGGUUCAUCGACAUCAUCACGAAGCUGCAAUACCCACAGCUGCGCAGUUAAUGGCGGAUGGUCAUCUUGGUCCGGCUAUGGAUCCUGUACAAGAUCUUGCGGAUCCGGAACACAAUCAAGAAGUCGUAGCUGCACAAACCCAAGGCCCGCUCACGGUGGAAGAUCUUGUUCCGGGUCGUCUUCUUCUUCACGAAGCUGCAACACUCAUAGCUGUCCAGUUAAUGGCGGAUGGUCAUCUUGGUCCGGCUAUGGAUCCUGUACAAGAUCUUGCGGAUCCGGAACACAAUCAAGAAGUCGUAGCUGCACAAACCCAAGGCCCGCUCACGGUGGAAGAUCUUGUUCCGGAUCGACUUCUUCCUCACGAAGCUGCAACACUCAUAACUGCCCUAUUAAUGGUGGAUGGUCAUCUUGGUCCGGCUAUGGAUCCUGUACAAGAUCUUGCGGAUCAGGAACACAGUCAAGAAGUCGUAGCUGCACAAACCCAAGACCCGCUUACGGUGGAACAUCUUGUUCCGGAUCGACUUCUUCAUCACGAAGCUGCAACACUCAUAACUGCCCUAUACACGGCGGUUGGUCUUCUUGGUCUGGUUACGGCUCGUGUUCUAAAACAUGCGGAACCGGAUCUCAGUCACGAAGUCGCUCUUGCACGAACCCAGCACCUCGUUACAACGGAAAUUCAUGUUCCGGAUCCACCACCAGUUCCAGGAAUUGUAACACACACAAUUGUCCAAUUGACGGUCAGUGGUCUGCAUGGUCAGGCUACGGAGCAUGUUCUCUGACAUGUGGUACCGGGAAACAGUCCAGAACUCGUACCUGUACCAACCCUGCCCCACAAUACCUCGGAAAGGCCUGCUCGGGAUCGGCAAGCAGUUCAAGAGACUGCAACACACACCACUGUCCAAUUGAUGGAAAUUGGGCGUCUUGGGCUGCCUAUCGAGCAUGUACUGAGACUUGUGGGGGUGGUAUUCAAACCAGAUCUCGCACCUGCACUAAUCCUACCCCACAGCAUCUGGGUAAAGCCUGCGCAGGAAUGUCAUCCCAUUCCCGAGCCUGCAACACCCACAACUGUCCAAUUGACGGUAAAUGGGCGAAUUGGGGUAACUGGGGCACCUGUACAGUUACCUGUGGAGGAGGCUCACAGUCCCGAAGCCGCACGUGCACGAACCCUGCACCACAAUAUAAUGGGAAAGCUUGUCCAAACUCGGCUACAUCGACCCAGAGCUGCAAUACUCAUCCAUGUCCCAUCGAUGGCGGCUUCAGUAACUGGGGGUCCUGGGGAGUUUGUACGGUAACCUGUGGAGGGGGUACCCAGGACAGACAGAGGUCCUGUACAAACCCCGCCCCUCAGUAUGGCGGGGCUCAGUGCAGCGGGGCGACCACAAGCACCCAGGACUGCAACACUCAAGUUUGUAUCAUUGACGGAAGCUGGAGUAAUUGGUCCGGGUUUGGAGAUUGCUCGGUGUCAUGUGGAGGAGGAAAGCAAUCUCGAACCCGAUUUUGUACAAAUCCUAAACCAGCUAACGGAGGAAAGAACUGUCCUGGAAGUGCCAGUGACUUGGCUGACUGUAACACAGCAGCCUGUCCUACCGUGGCACCAGGGACGUACCAACAACUAUGUCCAGCCGGAUGGUUUACUUGUGAAUCAGGAGGAAUCACGUGCAUUGACAACCAGUUCCAGUGCGACUGCUCAAAGGAUUGUGACGACGGAAGUGACGAAGAUGUAAAUUACGCUGGUUGUCAGGCGGCUCAGAUGAUGGAAUGUCAAAGUGGAGGAGAACAUCUUCGGUUCUCCUACUUGGCUUUGGUAUUUGUUCUGUUGUUUACAACGCUUGUGCAAAUGAUGCUGUGAUUGCUUCAUCUUUGACUGAUUCAGCAACAGGACUCAUGUACCUCAAGGAACAUAUUAGUUGUUUCAGAAAAAUUAAU
Molecule: messenger RNA, 2617 nt
Organism: Saccostrea cuccullata (small rock oyster)
Lineage: Eukaryota; Metazoa; Mollusca; Bivalvia; Ostreida; Ostreidae
Product: coadhesin-like
Exons: 14
Coding region: 258-2540 (760 amino acids)
Molecular function (GO): protein binding
Source: RefSeq, a predicted model, not a curated record